AUGAAUGAAGAAGAUUUUAAUCAAGAUUUUGAAUUUGAUGGACCAAUGGAAGAAAAGAAAAAACCAAAAUCCAAAAAAAAGAAUAAAUCAAACGGAUUUCAAUCAUUUGGAUUAUCAUCACCUGUAUUCAAAGCGAUUAUGAAACGUGGUUAUAAAGUUCCAACACCAAUUCAACGUAAAGCAAUUCCGGUAAUCUUAAAAAAUAAAGAUGUUGUGGCAAUGGCACGUACUGGUAGUGGAAAAACGGCUGCUUUUCUUAUACCAAUGUUUGAAAAACUAAAAGGGCAUGAUCCAAAUUCCGGUCCACGUGCGCUUAUUCUAUCACCCACUCGUGAAUUAGCUUUACAAACACUUAAAUUUACAAACCAAAUUGGAAAUUUAACUGAUCUCAUAGCAACAGCUAUUCUUGGUGGUGAAAAACUUGAAGAACAAUUUAGUAAUUUACAUGCUCAUCCGGACAUAAUUAUUGCAACACCUGGUCGUUUUAUGCAUUUAUGUAUUGAAAUGGAUCUUAAAUUAAAUGAUGUUAAAUAUGUUGUUUUCGAUGAAGCAGAUCGUUUAUUUGAAAUGGGUUUUCAAGAACAAAUCAAUGAUAUAGUAAAGCGUUUACCGUCUCAACGCCAAACAUUGUUAUUUUCAGCUACAUUAUCAAAAAUUCUUGCCGAAUUUGCUAAAGCAGGUCUUUAUGAACCGGAAUUAAUUCGUCUUGAUGUUGAAAUGAAAUUAAAUGAAAAUUUAAAGUUAUUAUUUUUUCAUUUACGUCAUGAUGAUAAAACAGCAUUACUAUUAUAUGCACUUCGUUCAAUAAUACCAAUUGAUCAACAAAUUGUUGUAUUUGUUGCAACACGUCAUCAUUGUGAAUAUUUAAAAGAAUUACUUGAACAACAGCAACAACAAAAUUUAUUUUCAUCUGUUACAAUUUAUUCAACACUUGAUCAUUCAACAAGAAAAAUAAAUCUUUCGAAAUAUCAAACGGGCAAAGCACGUGUAUUAAUUGUAACAGAUAUAGCUGCACGAGGAUUAGAUAUACCGUCACUUGAUAAUGUUAUUAAUUAUCAUUUUCCUGCAACACCAAAAUUAUUUCUUCAUCGUGUUGGUCGUGUUGCACGUGCUGGACGAAUGGGUACAGCUUAUUCAUUUAUAUCAACAGAUGAACUAUCAUAUUUAUUUGAUGUACAAGAAUUUAUUGGUAAAACAAUAACAUAUGCAACAAAUGAUGAAAAUGAUAAUGAUUAUCAUUUAAUAUUUGGUAAUGUACCACAAGCAAUAAUUGAUGAAGAAUCUGAAACAAUAAGAAAAUUAACUGAAACAAAUAUUGAUUUAAUUAAUCUAUUUCAAGUACACCAAAAUGCAUAUCUACAUUAUUUAAGAUCACGACCACCAUCAACAUAUGCAUCAAUUAAACAAAUGAAACAAUAUCAUAAUCAAAUAAGUAAUAUGGCUAUACAUCCAGUUUUUAAACAACUUUAUACAGCUGAAGAUUUAACACCAAAUGCACUUAUACAACAAUUAAAAUCAUUUCGUGCGAAGAAUACAAUCUUCGAAGUAAAUCCAUCUUCAGGCAAUACAGCAUGUGCAAUUAUGAAACGAAAACGAGCUCAUGAUGAAAAACUUAUUCUUAAACAUGAUAACAAAGAUCUAUCAUUACCAGAUAACAAUAAUGAUGAUCAAACAAAAACACUUGAGGUUGAUAAUUUGACAAUAACCAUUCAAGAUCCAAAUGAAUUAGGUGAUAAUAAUAUGGAAUCACCAUAUAAGAAGAAGAAAAAAAAUCGACGAGAAGUUGAUAAAGAAUUUUUUAUUCCCUAUCAACCAGCUGAUUUUAAACGAGAAAAAGGUUUGGAAAUUCAAUCAUUUGAGCGUCAAAGUAAUGAAGCUGUUAUGGAUUUAACAAAUGAUGACGGUACUCAAACACGAGGUCCAACUAUACAAAAAACUAAAUGGGAUCGAAAAAAGAAAAAAUUUGUUACUGUUGGUCAAAAUGAUGCGAAAACAAAAAAAGUUAAAACAGAAAGUGGUCAAUGGAUUCAAGCAUCUUAUAAAACUAAUGUUUACAAAAAAUGGCUUAAUAAAUCAAAAGUAUUCGACAAAGAAUUACCCGAUAGUCGUCGAAAUAAAUCUGAAGGUCAUAUACAUGAUGAUGAAACCUCUAGUGCACAAGCUAAACCACGACAAUUUCAACAACGUGUACAACAAUUAAUGAAUCGACAAAAGUCUCAGUUAAAGGCUAAAGGACAACCAAUGCCAAGCCAUUCCGAACUGAAAAAACCUGAGCAAAUCAUUAAAAAACGUACUGAACAACGUAAACGACAAUCACUACAACGUGUACGUCAAAUGCGUAAAGGUGGUCGAACGAAUUAUAAGAAUAAAAGACAUAGUAAUAAACCAAAACAUGCUAUACGUUCAUCUGCGAAUACAAAUAAUUCAUCGAAAAGAACUAGAAAGAAAUAA
Molecule: messenger RNA, 2451 nt
Organism: Rotaria sp. Silwood2
Lineage: Eukaryota; Metazoa; Rotifera; Eurotatoria; Philodinida; Philodinidae
Source: the annotation of a GenBank genome assembly